AUGCCGAGUGCAAUAAACGGACACGCUGACUGGGAGGUCGUCCUGACGGGGCUGUCGGGCCGCCUGCCCGAGUCGGAAAACAUCGACGAGUUCGCGCGGAACUUGUUCGAGGGAGUAGACAUGGUUACUGAUGACGACCGACGAUGGCCACCGGGGAUGCAUGGAUUACCGUCACGGCUGGGCAAGCUAAAAGACCUAAAGCAUUUCGACGCAGAGUACUUCAAUCUAUCAGAAAAUCAAGCAGAUGUUAUGGACCCGGGGAUGCGAAUUCUAUUAGAAGUCACUCAUGAGGCGAUUGUCGAUGCUGGGUAUAACCCUACUGAGCUGCGAGGGACAAGAACUGGUGUUUAUGUAGGCGUUGGACGCCCCGAAACUUACGAAGCAUGGGGGGCGCUGUACAAAAAAUCUAAUGCCUACACUAUGCCUGGCGGCCUUGGCUGUAUGUUCUCCAACCGCGUGUCAUAUUCCUUUGACUUGCGAGGGCCAUCGCUCGCUGUAGAUGUCGCUUGUUCAAGCUCUGCUUACGCUCUUGCACAGGCUGUUAAUGAUAUUAAAGUAGGCCGUUGUGAUGCCGCUGUAGUCGCUGGUGUGAACAUCUGCCUCGAUCCGUCAACGUCGCUAGAUUUUUUUAAUCUGAACAUGCUGUCGAAAGACGGUCGUUGUGCGUCUUUUGAUGAAAGCGGGCAAGGUUAUGUACGCUCCGAGGCAGUUGUAGCUGUGUUACUCCAGCGCAGAAAUGUCGCGAGGCGUGUGUACUGCACAGUGCAUGCAGCGAGAGUCAACAAUGACGGACACACGCCGCGAGGCAUUACAUAUCCAUCUAGUGAGAUGCAGGGACGACUAGCGAAAGAAACUUACGAUGAAACCGGUUUGAGGCCGCAAGAUGUCGCCUAUUUUGAAGCACACGGGACCGGCACUAAAGCAGGCGACCCACAAGAGUUGAACGCAAUAGUCGAGCUAUUCUGCAAGAACCGAGAAUCCCCGCUACUCAUGGGGUCACUUAAAUCCAACAUGGGGCACGCAGAAUUGGCCUCAGGACUCUGUUCCGUCGCUAAAGUGGUGAUAACCAUGGAGCGAGGAGAGAUCCCUGGGAACCUGCACUAUAAGAACCCUAAUACUGACAUCCCUGCACUCAGCGAUGGCCGGAUACAGGUGGUUGACAGGAACACGUCAUGGCAGGGUGGAGUAGUAUCAGUAAAUUCCAUGGGCUUCGGCGGCGCCAACGCCCAUGUUAUCCUGGAAGGAGGUCGCGGGGACCGACCCCCACCCGCCCAGUACGCUGCCCCCCGUCUUAUCCUUGCUUCAGGCCGUACAGAUGAUGCUGUUGAGAAACUCCUCAAACUAGCCACUGAGAACCCUCAGGAUGGGGAGUUACAUGCUUUGAUAGACGCAGUUCACGCUCACCCGAUCCCCAACCAUCCGCGCCGUGGUUACACCAUCCUGAGUGCUGCUGCCCCUAUAACAGAGGUGCUGGAUAGCGACGAGCAACGCCCGAUCUGGUUUGCAUUUAGUGGCAUGGGCUCGCAAUGGGCGGGAAUGGCGCGUGAGCUACUCCGUUUACCAAUAUUCGCUUCAAGCAUCGCGCGUUCAGCGGUAGCCCUAAAACCUUACAUGGAUCUUAAGCAUGUCAUAUCGGAGGCGUCGCCUGAAGAGCUUGGGGAUUUGAUAAACUGUGUAGUGUCUAUCGUGGCCGUGCAGGUGGCGCUGGUAGAUGUGCUGAGUGAACUUGGAAUUCAUCCGGAUGGCAUCAUUGGACAUUCUCUUGGAGAAAACGGUUGCGGCUACAUGGAUGGGACUUUAACGGCGGAGCAAACAGUACUGGCCGCAUACUGGCGCGCGCGUUGUACCUUAGAAGCAAAGCUACCCCUUGGUGCAAUGGCGGCCGUUGGCCUGUCUUGGGAAGAGACCGCGAAGCGAUGCCCCGAGGACAUUGACCUUGCGUGUCACAACGGCCCUGAAAACGUUACGAUCUCAGGUCCAAAAGCAGCCGUGGAGAAAUUCGUAAAGCAACUAGCAGCAGAUGACGUAUUCGUACGAAUGGUAGAAUCUACCGGUGUGGCCUUCCACAGCAGAAGCGUCGCCGGUUGCGCUCCACAGUUGAGGAAACGUUUGCAGGAGAUCAUACCUAAUCCAAAGCCAAGGAGCUCUCGUUGGUUGUCUUCGUCCAUACCGCAGGACAAGUGGGACUCUGACUUGGCUCGCUUCAGCGGCGCAGACUACAUCGUAAACAACCAGCUCUCCCCCGUUCGCUUCGCCAGCGUCCUUCAGCUUGUCCCCCCUCGAGCGAUACUGGUCGAAAUCGCGCCACAUGCGCUACUGCAAGCGGUGCUGAAACGAGCGCUGCCCGAGGUGGUACAUGUGCCGCUUGUGAGGAAAGAGGCCCCUGAUGCGCUGGUACAUUUGCUGGCUGCUGUAGGAAAGAUAUAUGCCGCGGGAGCGCAGCCUCAGGUAUCCCGUCUCUACCCUGCUAUAUCCUGGCCCGUAUCUCGCGGCACACCCGGACUGGCUUCCCACAUCAGUUGGGACCACUCCAUCGAAUGGAGCGUCGUCGAUCCUACCACUGCCGCCCGUACUGGCGAGAACCUCAUUGAAUAUGACCUGACGAAACCUGAGGACGAGUUUAUUGCUGGACACAAUAUUGAAGGCAGGGUUCUCUUCCCUGCUACUGGAUAUCUUACGCUGAUAUGGCGCACGAUAGCGAAGAUGAAUAAUCAAGAUAUCGAGCAGUCAGCAGUUGUACUUGAGAAUGUAACCAUCCGACGCGCAACCAUCAUGUCUCGCGAAGCACCUGUGCGUUUCCUUGUUUCACUCCUAGAUGGCACUGGAGAGUUCCAAAUCAGCGAAGGCGGUGAAGUGGUAGUCACUGGUACAGCACGGCUUACUUCUAACGCUUCCGCUGAGCGCUUAUCAGCUUCUGCUUUAGCGGACAGAGAAGACCAAGAAGUUUUACAGGAACCUCCCCUAGACCCUGAAGACAUUUAUAAAGAUUUGAGCCUGCGUGGUUAUAAGUAUAAAGGAAUAUUCCAGGGAAUUAAGAGCUCUGAUGCACGUGGGCUUAAAGGUUUGCUCAAUUGGGAAGGAAAUUGGAUAUCAUUUAUGGAUACAGCGUUACAGUUUGGCCUCAUCGGAGCGGAUACGCGUGAUUUAUAUUUGCCAGCUCGUAUAGAGAGAGUAGUUAUUGACCCUGCAGCGCAGUGUAAAGAAGCUGGCUUGGCUACAAACGGAGCUUUACCUGUAAAACGUUAUCCUAGUAUAGGAGUGAUUGUGGCUGGUGGUGUAGAAUUCAGAGGUUUGAUAACUACGCUGGCACCGCGUCGUAUAAACAUACAAGCACCGCCCAAGCUCGAAAAAUUCGUGUUUCUACCUCUUAUUGGUGUCAAUGAUGACAAAAGGCUACCACUGACAGCUUCAGUACAGUUGGUGAUUGAGAACUUUGGAGUGCAGCAGUUCAAGAUUGCGGAAAUGGCUUUAAAACGGCCUGUAGAAGCGCUAAUGUUGCCUCAAGCGGUGCAAGAUUUUCAAGGAGAGCCAGCAGUGCGCGUGAGUGCCACGCUAGCGGCCGGUACCGACGCGACAAACUACAGUACUAUUAUGAAUUCAAUGGGAGUUAGGGUAUCUGACAGAAAAGUGUCAGACGGCGGGCUAGAGAAGGAAUGUCAUCUAGUGAUGGGUGCCAACGUAUUGUCACAGCCUGAACUGCUGGGUGCAUUAGCCGCGGCAAGCCUUGGAUUCGUACUGCUUGAGGAAAAAGUGGACUUGUUUGACAAAUGCAACAAAGAGCUGGCAAAUGCUGGCCUAACACUGGUAUCACGUACCCGCACCGGUUCACGCGAAUUCAUCCUUCUUCGUCGCACCAGAACUUUGCCUUCGCCGCGAAUAAUACUCGAAGCACGAGACGACGACUUCUCCUGGGUGAAUCAACUAAAGGACGCCAUGAAGCGCGCCCAAACUGAAGACUUGCGUGUAUAUGUGUGGUCACGAGAUCACGGCUCAGGGGUGUUGGGUUUAGGGACGUGCUUGAGACGAGAGCCGGGUGGCGAUAAAAUACGCUUCUACUAUAUACCUGGAGCGCAGGAUGUGUUCAACCCUGACACGCAAGUGUAUAAGGCGCAGGUGGAGAAAGAUUUGACCUUCAACGUGCUGAAGGACGGUGUUUGGGGAACAUUCCGUCAUCGGCCACUGGAUGAUGUUGCUGGCGCUCGUAAGCAGGUCGAGCAUGCUUACGUUGACGCGAUAACCCGUGGCGAUCUAUCCUCGCUCUGCUGGAUCGAAAGCGACCUGCGUCACGCAGCGUUUACGCCGCGGCGUUCGCGUACAGACUUGUGCAGCGUUUACUACGCGUCACUGAACUUCAGAGAUGUGAUGAAUGCUACUGGCAAGCUGUCGGCUGUGGCAACCAUCGGGACGGAGGCUAAAAUGGAAAACUCUAUCCUUGGCUUAGAGUUCAGUGGCCUUUCUUCCACUGGCAAGCGCGUGAUGGGCAUUGUUACCCGUGGUUUGGCGACGUCAGUAAUGGCCGAUACGGGUUUCCUAUGGGAAGUGCCGAAAGACUGGUCUUUGGAAGAAGCGGCAACCGUUCCUAUAGCUUACGCGACGGCGUAUUAUGCGCUGGUCGUGCGUGGUCAUAUGCGAAGGGGUGAAGCAGUAUUAAUACAUGCGGGUGCAGGAGGCGUAGGGCAAGCGGCUAUUACUUUAGCGCUUAACGCCGGCUGCACUGUUUUUACAACCGUGGGUUCUCCAGCUAAACGCGCCUUUCUACGUGAGCGCUUUCCGCAACUCCUAAACGCUAAUAUCGGAAAUUCACGUGACUGCUCUUUUGAACAACUAGUGCAGAUUCGAACACACGGACGCGGCGUUGAUCUUGUACUCAACUCGCUUGCUCGUGAUCAGCUUCAAGCGUCGCUCCGCUGUCUGGGAGAGCGUGGACGCUUCCUCGAAAUUGGAAAAGUCGAUCUGAUAGCCAACUCAGAAGUUGGCUUAAGCUUGCUGCUUAAAAGCACUUCAGUGCAAGGCAUCUUGCUAGAUGCAUUGUUCCCUUUGCCAGCUGAUGACCCUGAAAAAGUGAAAGUGGUACGAUUGGUGGCCGAGGGCAUAGCUGCUGGCGUUGUACGUCCGCUACCCACCACUGCUUACGGAGAAAGCCAACUCGAGCAGGCUUUCCGGUACAUGGCUACAGGCAAGCACAUCGGAAAGGUGCUGAUUCGUGUGCGUGAUGAAGCGAACGUUGGACAGCCGUCUCGGCUAAUACCCGCCUUGCCCCGAACCUACAUGCAUCCUGGAAAGAGCUACGUUCUUGUGGGUGGUCUAGGAGGCUUUGGUUUGGAGCUAGGCGACUGGCUGGUCCGCCGUGGAGCGCGCACACUGGUGUUUAAUUCGCGCAGUGGCGUACGGACUGGUUAUCAGACUUUAUGCAUCCGCAGAUGGUCUUCAUUGGGUGUCCACAUAUUAGUUUCAUCAAAAGACGCCACGACGUCGGCAGGUGCGCGCGUGCUGCUGGAGGAGGCGGCAGCGCUGGCGCCUGUUGGUGGCAUUUUCAACCUUGCUGCUGUGUUGAGAGAUGCGUUUUUUGAGAAUCAGACCCCGGAAGCCUUCCAAGCUGUUGCUAAGCCGAAGAUUGACGCGACCCGGGCUUUGGACAAAGCCUCGCGGGAGCUAGCACCCGAACUCGAUCAUUUCGUCGUCUUUUCCUCCGUGUCAUGCGGUCGCGGCAACGUUGGCCAAACCAACUACGGUCUAGCAAACAGCGCCAUGGAGCGUACAUGCGAGCAGCGAAGAGCUGACAAACUCCCUGGAUUGGCAGUUCAAUGGGGAGCAGUUGGGGACGUAGGGCUAGUAGCAGCGAUGGCUGAAGAUGCAAUAGUUGGUGGUACCACGCCGCAGCGUAUUGAGUCGUGUCUGCAGACGCUUGAUGUGCUGCUGGGGCUGCCGUACGCGGUGGUGGCGUCGAUGGUACUGGCGGAUGAACAGAGGCAGGAGAAGCCGGCCCAGGACUUGGCGCAAGCUGUUGCGAACGUUUUAGGCAUCAGAGACGUGAAAAAAGUAUCAGAAACGGCGACACUGGUCGAGCUAGGAAUCGACUCUCUCAUGGGUGCUGAAAUAAAGCAGACAUUGGAACGGAGCUACGACGUCGUGCUGAGUGUACAAGAAGUGCGGGAUCUUACGUUUGCGAAGCUACGGAGUAUGGCGGGCGAUGCGCCUACUACAAGUUGA
Messenger RNA from Cydia splendana, 6210 nucleotides. Its product is annotated as fatty acid synthase-like. Bases 1 to 6210 code for a protein of 2069 amino acids. Gene Ontology annotation, molecular function: oxidoreductase activity; phosphopantetheine binding; fatty acid synthase activity. The record is from RefSeq and is a predicted model, not a curated record. NCBI's taxonomy places the organism in Eukaryota, Metazoa, Arthropoda, Insecta, Lepidoptera, Tortricidae. The transcript has 19 exons. Gene Ontology annotation, biological process: fatty acid biosynthetic process.